Molecule: messenger RNA, 623 nt
Organism: Prorocentrum cordatum
Lineage: Eukaryota; Dinophyceae; Prorocentrales; Prorocentraceae
Source: the annotation of a GenBank genome assembly
GUGUGUUGUGUUGUGCUGUGCUGUGCUGUGCUUUGCUGUGCUGUGUUGUGUGUGCGUGUGCUUUUUCGCGGGGGGCCGAGCCGAACCGAACCGCCCUCUUGCCUCCUGCUCCCUCCGCCGACCUGAGGAAGGGCAUCAUGGAGGCCGCGAAGGAGAAGACCGAGGAGCUCCAGGAGGAGCUCGACGAGCUGGAGGAGCAGAAGGAGGAGGAGGCGGCGCUGGUCGGCGCUCAGGGCGACGUCACCGUGGCCAGCCAGAAGCUGCUUGCCAGGAGCCGCAAGUUGAGCAGCACGACUUUGGCCCAGCAGACCCACGUGCUCGAGGUGGCCCUGGAGGAGCUCGACAGUGCUGAGGGCCACAUGCACCGCGGCAUCGCGACGGACGACGCGACGUUCUUGUCCGACGCCCACAAGACGAAGGAGGCCUUGUGGAAGGCGAGGGCCGCAUCCACGCUGCUCGCGGAGCUCCUGGACAGGAAGGCGGCCCAGCUGAAGACGGGGAGCGCCUGAUCGCGCAUUCUUUCGCGCGCCCCCUUUUCGCUGACCCAUCGUGUCGGCCUCUGCCGUCUUCUCUCAUCUCCUCCUCCUCAUCCUGCUCCUCCUCAUCCUCAUCCUCCUCUUCCU